UCUCUUCCACUUUUUACUGGGUGACUGCGCAGCUGCCAUGUUGGUUGCUAUGCUGCUGCCUGUCUGAGGGCAGGCGGGCGGGAAGGAAGGAAGGAAGGAGGGAGGCUGGCUCUGGGGAGGGGAGAAAGACGGAGGAGGCGGCGGUGGCUGCUAGUCCUCGUCCCCCCAACCCCCUCCUCUAGGCACAGACAGGCAAAGCCCUGCUGAAUAGCUGCUGCUUCGUUGCCCCCCCUCCCCCAGAGCUGCAGGAAAAGGAAGAGAGAGAGAAGGAGAAAGCCUCAUUGGGGGGGCCGGUGGGAGGCGAAGUCGGGGGAACCCUCCCCUCAUAUAGAGGGGUGACUGCCGAAGCCCCUUUCCCCUCCCCUCCCUUGACUCCCCAGUGGGUGGGGAGGGGGAAGGUUGCAUUGCCUUCCCCCUCUCCUUCCUCCCAUCUGCCCACCCCAUCCUUGCCUUUCUGUCUGCAGUAGGAAUGUGGGGGGGCUUUGAGUUGAGAGUGGGGCGCUCACUGCAACGGCUGUUGGUGACCCCCCAUCCUUUUUGCUUGCUGCUGCCUGGAGCUACACGAACUAAAUUGAACUGAGCUGAGCUGCGGAUUUGAACUGAACCUUUGGGGGGCGGAGACAUCCCCCCCCCCGCAAACCCCUCUUUACCUUUCGGCAUCUCCUAUUCUCCAUUGGGUUGGUUGUUGCUCCAUUAUCAUUCACUGGAAGGACGUGGCUGUUAUAUGAAGACGCUGUGUGGACAGUAAUGACCGCACGUUUCCGAUUGCCUGCUGGCAGAACCUACAAUGUUCGAGCAUCUGAACUGGCACGAGACAGACAGCAUACAGAGGUGGUCUGCAAUAUUCUUCUUCUGGAUAAUACCAUACAAGCAUUCAGAGUUAACAAACAUGAUCAGGGACAAGUUUUGUUGGAUAUAGUUUUCAAGCAUCUUGAUCUGACUGAGAGAGACUACUUUGGUUUACAAUUGGCUGAUGAUUCUACUGAUAAUCCGAGGUGGCUGGACCCAAACAAGCCAAUCAGGAAACAGUUGAAGAGAGGAUCUCCUCACAGUUUGAACUUCAGAGUCAAAUUUUUUGUAAGCGAUCCUAAUAAGCUUCAAGAAGAAUACACACGGUACCAAUAUUUUUUGCAAAUUAAACAAGACAUUCUUACUGGAAGAUUGCCCUGCCCUUAUAAUACUGCUGUACUGUUGGCUUCCUAUGCUGUUCAGUCUGAACUGGGAGACUACAGCCUUUCAGAAAACUUCCCAGGCUACCUCUCAGACUAUUCCUUCGUCUCUGGCCAGCCUCAAGACUUUGAAAAAGAAGUAUCCAAAUUACAUCAGCAGCAUAUAGGUUUGUCUCCAGCUGAAGCAGAAUUUAGUUAUCUCAGUACAGCCCGAACCUUAGAACUCUAUGGAGUUGAAUUGCACUAUGCAAGGGAUCAAAGUAACAAUGAAAUUAUGAUUGGAGUAAUGUCGGGAGGCAUACUAAUUUAUAAGAACAGGGUACGAAUUAACACCUUUCCAUGGUUGAAGAUAAUAAAAAUUUCCUUUAAGUGCAAACAGUUUUUUAUUCAGCUUAGAAAAGAAUUGCAUGAAUCUAGAGAAACAUUAUUGGGGUUCAACAUGGUGAAUUAUCGAGCAUGUAAGAAUUUAUGGAAAGCUUGUGUAGAACAUCAUACCUUUUUCCGGUUAGACAGACCACUGCCGCCCCAGAAGAACUUUUUUGCACAUUAUUUUACUUUGGGAUCAAAGUUUCGGUACUGUGGAAGAACAGAGGUCCAGUCUGUGCAGUAUGGUAAAGAAAAGGCAAUUAAGGACAGGGUAUUUGCCAGAUCCCCAAGUAAACCUCUGGCUCGCAAAUUGAUAAGCGGGAUGGACUGGGAGGUUGUCAGCAGAAAUUCGUUGUCUGAUGAAAGGUUAGAAACUCAAAGCUUACCAUCACGUUCUCCACCCGGAACCCCUAAUCAUCGCAACUCUGCAUUUACUCAAGAGGGAAACCGUCUACGGCCAUCUUCAGUUGGACAUCUAGUGGAUCAUGUGGUCCAUACUUCUCCAAGUGAGGUUUUUGCAAACCACCGAUCUCCUUCUUCCACACAGGCCAACAGUAUCAUUCUGGAAUCAUCACCAUCCCAAGAGACCCCUAUAGAUGGCCAACCACCUGCACUGCCACCUAAACAAUCUAAAAAGAACAGUUGGAACCAAAUUAAUUAUUCACAUUCUCAACUAGAAUUGGAUAACCAUAUAAAUGAAACCUAUGAUGAUGAUUCUUCCUCAUCUCCUGAAAAAUCUACGCCCAAUGGUGGAAUUCCCCAUGACAAUCUCGUUCUAAUCAGAAUGAGACCAGAUGAAAAUGGAAGAUUUGGUUUCAAUGUAAAGGGUGGAUAUGACCAGAAGAUGCCUGUCAUAGUGUCCAGGGUGGCUCCAGGAACACCUGCAGAUGUUUGUGUCCCUCGUUUGAAUGAAGGAGACCAGGUUGUACUGAUUAAUGGCAGGGAUAUAUCGGAACAUACCCAUGAUCAAGUUGUCAUGUUUAUUAAAGCUAGCUGUGAGCGACACUCAGGGGAACUUGUGCUCCUAGUUCGACCCAAUGCUGUUUAUGAUGUGGUAGAAGAAAAGCUGGAGAGUGAACCAGACUUCCAGUACAUCCCUGAGAAGUCUGCACUAGAUGGAGUCCACCAGGAUGACAACGCUCUGAGGGAAUCAAUGUUUCAGCUGGCAGAGGGGCUUAUCACUGGAACUGUCCUGGCUCAGUUUGAUCAACUUUACAGGAAGAAGCCUGGGAUGACAAUGUCUUGUGCCAAAUUACCUCAAAACAUUUCCAAAAAUAGAUACAGAGACAUUUCGCCUUAUGAUGCUACACGGGUCAUUUUAAAGAGUAAUGAUGACUACAUCAAUGCAAAUUAUAUAAAUAUGGAAAUCCCUUCUUCCAGUAUAAUUAAUAAAUACAUUGCCUGCCAAGGCCCUUUACCCAACACUUGCCCUGAUUUUUGGCAGAUGACUUGGGAGCAAGGCUCAUCUAUGGUUGUUAUGUUAACCACUCAAGUGGAACGGGGCAGAGUAAAAUGCCAUCAGUACUGGCCAGAGCCCAGUGGAAUCUCCUCAUAUGGGAAUUUCCAGAUCACUUGCCAUUCAGAAGAAGGAAAUCCUGCUUAUGUCUUCAGAGAGAUGACACUGUCUAACUUGGAGAAAAAUGAGAACCGUCAGCUCACUCAGAUCCAGUAUGUAGCAUGGCCUGAUCAUGGGGUUCCUGAUGAUUCCAGUGAUUUCCUGGAUUUUGUAUGUCUCGUCCGGAAAAAAAGAUCUGGCAGAGAAGAACCUGUUGUUGUUCACUGCAGUGCUGGGAUUGGUCGGACAGGAGUUCUUAUCACUAUGGAAACAGCUAUGUGUCUUAUUGAGUGCAAUCAGCCUGUUUAUCCCUUGGAUAUUGUGAGAACCAUGAGAGAUCAAAGAGCCAUGAUGAUCCAAACGCCUAGUCAAUACAGAUUCGUUUGUGAGGCUAUUCUGAAAGUGUAUGAAGAAGAACUUGUUAGACCCUUAAAGAUAUUACUGCAUUAAUAGGAAGCAACAGAUACCUUUCAGAAGAAUCCGUGUAAGACACUGGCCGCACUUGUUGUGCCAUAACAUUGCUUGCAAGAAAUGUUGUCUGAAAAUAAUGAAGAACUGAAAUGGACUUGGAAAAACUUCAGCACUAUUGCACUUUAUGUUGAAACUGAAAAUCGAUCUUUAAAACACUAUGAUUUUUCUGUGUUGGAAGACUUUCUCUUCAUGCUUUGCUUCGAACAAACCACAGACUGAACGAACUCUGUGUAUUCUGGAUAACUUUCCAGACUUUGUUGUAGUGCCAUAUAGUCACUUUUUGUUUGAACUGCUACAAAAAAAAAAAAAGGCUUGGAACACUUUCAUUGUUUGUUUGACACCUAUCUUUUUAAAGCAACAAUACACACAAAGCCAUUUCUUCCGAUGCUAAAUUGAUUUGCUGUGUUAAGAUACUUGCUGUCUUUUAUUUUGGCAAAAUAUUAGCAAUAUUAUUUACUCUAGACACACUGCCUACUGAAGCAGCACAUUUUGCCCUAUGCCCUUCUAGAAUCUAACCUGAUUAGUAGUGGAAAGCUACAAUCUGUUCUAACCCAGCAGUAUCUGCAUAAAGGCCCGUUCAACAAGCAUUUUGUUUAGGUUUGGGUAGGAGGGACAUUUGUUUUGAACUGGUAACACUGUUUCUCAGCAUGUCAUAACAUUGGUGUGUUCUGAAACAUCAGAUGACAUUACCUAAUGGGAAUGAAUGCAUGCAUUUUGUCUUAACCCCUUAAGUGCCUUAGAUUUACAGUGUAUGUCUUAAUGACAAAGCACUUGUAUUGGCCCUAAAGGGGGAAGUAUCAUCAUUACAUUUAUUUUAGCGGGUUCACAUUUUAAACCAUGGCCCUUGGUGCUUAGAAUGUAGUACUGUACAGGGUCACAAAAAUACCAUUCCUUCUCUUUCUACAAGUACCUGCAUGCAACUAUGGCUAGCAGAAGAACCCGGUCCUAUUAAAUAUGUAAUAAUUGUUUACUACUAUGAAAUGAAGUGGAAAAUCUGACACAUUCCUUUCAACUGGUAAAAUGUUAGCAACGUGAAAUGAAAAGCCAGUAUGUUGUUUUAGAAUUUGUUCCUCUAUUUUACCCUUACACUGAGAAAAAGCUUUGUAACUUGAAUAGGUUAUAACUUCUUAAUAGCACUGAUAUUCUGCUUUAAACUUGCAAAUCCGAGAUGAGCCUUCGCCAACACAAUUGUUUUCCUUGAGUCCACAUCUGCUGUUUCUUAAGUCAUGUUUGUACUAGACUGUGCUUUUAAAAGAAAAGAAAAAAGAGUGUUGGGGGCAGAGGUUAAAAUGCUUAAAACAUGUAGUCCGCAAGUAUUUUGGGGUCUCCAUGUUUUGUGCAUUGAAAUUGUUUGUGUACCUCCUUUUAAAAGCUAUGAGCAUGUAUGCAACUGGAGGUGGUUCAUUGAUACAGUAUCUGAACUCAUUCUAGGGUUAUGUAUACAUUUUUGUCUCUUUUUUCAAAAAUAUUUCUAAGACAAUUGAAGCCAACUAGCUAGUGAGCAUUCCAGCUUUCUUGCACAGUAAGUUUGGGAUUUAAUUCUUUAUGAAGACUUAAUCUGCCCUACAUUUAAAUGUUUUGAUUAAUUGCCCAGUUAUUUUUAAGCAGGAUAUUUAGCAUACAGAAUGUGGAUAUGCAGUAUUUUUAAAAUGAGCUUUUAAAAACUAUAUCUUAUAUAGUUUUGUCUUUAUAGAUAUGGGAUUGGUUGCACCUAUGGAGGCAUCCCUUAAGCAGAGUUCUGCUCCUGUUGUCAAUAGGAGGGGGAGGCAACAUUUGCUAAUUCCACAUCUCCCUGCAGCUGCUUGCAUCCUCCAAAAAUCUCCAGAUUUGGAGAGUGCAAGUGGCUGCAGGGGAAAAACAACCUCUCCCUCCCACUUCUGCUAGUGGGAUCCCUCCCCUUGACUAAACGCCUUCCAUGGAGAGAAGGGGCCCUUCCAUUUGUCUUCCAGAUAUGGUAUAUAAAGUUUAUUCCCCAUGAGUUUAAAUUCCUUGGUGGAAAGGCCUAGCAACCUGUGCCAUGAUGCCAAAUGAAACAGAAAAUGUAAAGGCUUUAGACAAUUUUUUAAAAGAACCUUAUCAGCUGGACUGUUUUGCUUAUUUACAAAGCAAAUCUAGUAAUCUGUUUCUAGAUUUUACAUCAUUGCAUUAUUAUCCUUCAAUAUAACUAUCUUAUUAGGUUAAUGUAAAAAUGAACACCAUUGUCAGGGAAUCAGUAAUUGAUUUCUUCUACAAAACGUAUAUUUCAAUUGGUAUUAAUUAUAAUGGGCUCUUAAAAUCUAAUUCUUAACUUGUCCAGUCUGCAGGAAUACAUUUUUGUGGGUUUCACAAAUUAGAGCAAGUUCUAAAUGUGCUUUAAAGCUUCAUUGGCUUUUGGUGGUCUGCUGCUGUUCAGCAGAGUGUGAGAAGUUGUAAUGCAUUUUUAUUAUGCUUAGGACAAUUUCAGAUGGCCAAGCACAAUAUGAUAUCUACUUCCAAUCUUGCUGUGCAGUCAUCUAAGCCAUCCUUGUGUGUCAGUGUAAGCAAUGUAAAACCACUUUUAUAGAAACCCUAUAGUUCUUACCAACCAACCAACCAGUCAGAUGGCAGCUGGAGGACUCUGUUUUCAUAUGCUUGCUUCAGAAAGAAUUUAGUACCUGGAUUGUUUUCGUGCUUUUGAUUUGGAUAUUGUUUCUCGUUAUUAUUUUAUGCCAUGGUGUUGAUUAGUAAAGUAAAUAUUAAAUUAUUGCACUCCAUGCUGAUGAAUCAAUUUAUGGUCUUAACAAUUGCCAGCGUAAAUUUGGAAAUAGCAUUGCCCUUUUUAUAAACUUAUCAAAAGGAAAAUACUAGAGGGUUUAUAGCAACAUGGUAUACAUUGGUAUUUUACAUAUGCUGAUAUUCUUAAGUGAGGUUGCCAAAGCAGUUAGAAUCCAUGAGAAACAUUUAUACCACAAUGUAUAUUGUUGGGGGGUGGUGGUAAAUUUUUAGUACUUUGUGCGUUGAUCCAACAUAGAGGCAGAAACAUUAGCCGCCUUAAAGUCUCCAUCUCCCCUGAUAUAAGCUGAUUUAGGGCUUACUGUUCAGUAGCUAUGAAGAAAUAUUGAAAAAAGAUUAGUUUGGCAGGGUCACCAGCUAAUCAACAAGCUAUAGGAAUUUCCUUUAAAUGCACAUAUGGUAAAAAUAGGAUAAUAUUAAAUCAUGUCAUGAAAGCGAAUUUCCACAAAAUGCAUUUUCCCAUUGUGGUAUAAAUAGCCUUUUACUAAUAUUUUUAUAUGGCCUAAAAGUUAAUACUGCUAAUUACUUUGCAUUGGGUUAUGAAGAUCUGUAUCAAGCUAAAAAGAAAAGAAAAAUAUUUUUUGUAUGUGUUUCAUUCUGUACAAAACAUGAAUGUAUGUUUCUGGCAUAAUGACAUAUAAAGUGAUGAGUGUUAUGGAUGUUGGAUUUUAUGGAUAAUUAUUUUCUUAAUAUUUGCUAAAAAAAAAAAGAGGGGAGAAAAAAAUUGUAACACUUCCUGUUUUUUAAAAAAAAUUCAUGUUGUUUUCAUUGUAAAUAAGAGCAAUAGGGUAAUAGUUUUGUGCCAAUGUAUGUUACAGAUGUAUGUUUUUUAAUCUUGAAAACUAUGAUUAUUUAAGGUACUUUUGAAGGUUUGUCUAAUGCAGAAAUCGAUGACUCCACGACUUGUUAAAAUUGCUUCUUUGCCUUUUUAGUUGUGUGGCUUUUGGGUGUGGUGGGGGUAUACUUUGGGUUACGUUAAAUAUGAAGUACCCACAGUGUCAGUCAUUCUCUGAAGAAUAUGACUUUAAGCGAGCCAGCUGAUUAUACCACUUAGACUACAGCAUGGUCCCUCCAAAUCUUUGGGGUAGAACAUCCACCUACAGUGCUGCAUUAAUGUCCUAACAACAUUACUGCUACCAUAAGAACAAGACUGGUUCUCCUUGGUUAUAGCCAUUGGUAUUUCCUAUUCUCAAAUGUACAUGGUUAGACAACCAAGUUUAGGAUUAGGCUAUAAAGUAUGUUAACUUAAAGCAUUAUUGAUGCCUUUACUGAAGUAAUAAAGUCUACCACAUUUAUACCGCAUAGUCCAAACUAUUGUGCUGCAUUAAUUUGCAAUAAAAGUCAUUCAUGCUGCAACUUUCACUGGUAGCUUUCUCAAGGAUUUAACAAAUACUAUUUAUAAAAUAUCUUAUAGUUAGCAUAUCCUACAGUGUAGCAAUAUCCCACAGCUACCAAUUUAGAAAUGCUGCCAUCCUCUAAUCACAGAAGGCACAAAAUGCAAGUGAAGAGAGCUGAGGAGAGAGGUUUUUGACAGAACCAAUAUGGACAGCACCUUGCCACAAGCAAUGUGAAGAUAGAACUGCAGUAUAUAUGGAAGGUAGAAAAGCAGCAGAAAUGCUUCAGUUGCAGCUGUUCAGGGAGGCCAAGAAGUGGAAAAGUCAUACAUGGAAUCUCAGCAGCUAUUGCAUCUAGUGGAGCAGAACUUCACUAGAUAGUUGGAAAGGGUCUGUUUGAUAGGAUGCAGAAUUACAAGUUUCUGGCCAGCAAUUGGCAAUGGAUGGUUCCCAAAGCUUCCAAAAGUUUUGUAGGAUGUCUAGCCCUACAGCAUAUUAACCCAUGUGCAAGUGCCCUUCCUCACUCUUUGACUCAAAAAGGAGUGAAGGCAUCUGGUACUAUGUGCAGAUUUCCCCACCCCGAUUAUUGGUCUUAAAUUUACCUGUAGUUAGGAAGAUUCACAAACUAUUUAGGUUUGCAUGUGAUGUGCAAGGGAAAGUACUGCACAUUAUGUAAAACCUCCUCUGUAUGUUCUAGAAUGAUGACCACAGUCUAGUUAUCUUCAUGUAUAUUUCACCACUAUAUGUUAACAGAUAUACUGGGCUUAUGGCAAUGCAAAUAUUCACACAGAGAGAAUACAAGAAGAAGGCAAUGGGGAAGACCUCACAUUGUAUUGGUUAAUACACUAAGACUUUGGAUUUGACAGAGUGGAAACAAGUGGAGAGGUAGAAUGUUACUACAGCUCCUUUUCUUCUCCACUAGCCCCUGUGGCUGUUGUAAUAGUACUCUUCAUUGAUAAGAGAAUCAAGUGAAAUGUAUUCUCUUCACUUUGUGCAGUACCACUUUAAGCAGUCAGUCUCCAUCACUGCAGUCCUACAUCCAGUUGAGUGUGCUUAGAAACUUUAUUAGGUGUACGAAACUAGCUGACGGGCCAACUUAGUGCAUGCACUUAAUUGAAAAUGAAUUCCUUUUGCCAAUUGGAUUUGUUUCCAAAUAAAUGAAAGAGAGAGAUGUCGUAAACACAAAUGCAGUGUCUUGGAUCCAAAGUUCCUCUUGUGUAAGUGGGAAGCCCUUCUGCUUGUAUAAGUGCCACCUCACAAUUUCUGCUGAUUGUCCUCCUGCUACAGACCCUGCACCAUACCCCAUGCCAUUCCGGAGACUCCCAACCUUCAGGAGUGGGUUUUGGAGGCUGUAGUGAAGAGGAAUCGGUGUGAAAGCCCAAAUCUUUGGAUCCAGAUUGUUGUCUUAAAUGGCAUGUGAUUUAUGAUCUACAGAUCAUAAUCUUAAAUUUAAAUGCCUCAAAGGAAAGAAACAUUGGGGACAGAUGCGAAAUCAUGAUAAAGUCCAUUGUAUAACAAAGUAGCAUAUUGAUUUUUUUUUUAAAAAAAAAGAUAGAGAAGUAUGUUAAGAUAAAUAUUGGAAGUGCUGGAAAACAGUUAUAUUUGCAUUAAGCAGUCACGUGGCCAAGCUAGAAAUAUAAUCCAAAGCUGAAAUGGUUGUUUCUCAAUCUUCUGAAUGGUAUAGUAAAAAGAAGAGAAAAAAUUCAUCUUUGUGCAGGACAAUUGCCUAUCUGGAGCUUUGAUGGUUAAAUUUUAAAAUCCAUAGGCUUUAAAUGUUCCUCCACAUCGAUUGCAAUCAGGUUGAUAGAAUUUUAAAGAUAUAUUUAGGGAAACAUUACCAAUGGUGAAAUUAUAUUGCCUUAAACCAAAUGUUACUGGCAAAUGGUUUAUGUGUACAAGGAGAUUUGAAGACCACUAUGUUAAUACUUUGGAAAUGAUUAUUUAGAAAUGAAGUAGUUACUUGGGAAAUGAAGAGACUUUGACUGACAAUACUGCUGGUGGAAUUACUUGAUAUUUAACACAAUUUUAAAUAUAUUUCUUUUAUCUAAAUUUCUUGAAUUUCAAAAUAGUAGCACUUUAUCUAAUGCUUUACUACUGACAGAAUUUUUGGACAAAACAAAUUUGAUAUCAGAUUGGAGAGUUGCUUAAUUGAUUCCUGUGCAGAGUUGAUUGGGGUUGUUCAUAGUAUGAAUGUGUUAUCAGUGUGCUAUCUUUCUAGCUUGUUUCCAUUUGUUUAAACACACAUUUCAGUAUAUCUAAAAUCUUAGUCUUAUCAGUUGCAAAUGAAUCCUAAAUAUUAAUGCCUGUGUCUCAACCUGUGGUACUAGUACAGCAUCAUUUCUUAUGAUGUUCUACCAGUGCUGUUAUUGAUACAUUAAGCAUUUUUCUCUGGACUAGGUUUUAGAAUUGCAAUCCUCAUAAAUAACGAUACUAAAAAAAUCCCCACUAAAGAGCUGAUUUUAAAUUCCUUUUGAUUUUCUCAGUGUCUCACUUGAAUAAACCAUUUAGUAUGGCUAGGAUCCAUUGGGCUUUGCAGAGAGUUUGCCCAUGUCCAGCACAGUUACUUGGGCUACCUUACACGCUACUCCCAGGCUUGGAACAACCCAAGGUGCUCUUUGGAUGCUAAUGUAUAUUCCUGCUUAGAAUUAUUUUUAAAAUAUUUGCUUAAAAAUCUAGAAAUCAGGAAGCUUUUUGUACUUAAGUUCUAAAUUGCAUGUUAAGAAUAGGUAAUGCACACACAAAAAAUAGGUAAUGUACAAAGAAUAGUUGGGAAACAGGCAGUUCUUUUAGGCAGAGGCUCUAAUAUGAUUAGAGGAGUUAAAACAGAACUAAUUUGCUUUUUACUCUUUCUAUUAGAAUAUAUUGCCUAAUUUCCCAGUGCAGUUAUUUCCCAAUAUUAGGGACUGGGCUUCAAGUUUAACAAUAAUUCAUAUGGAUACUAAAAUCAGUGAUCUGGUUCUCCUAGCAAAUUCUAAAAGGACAUUUUUGUGUUUGUGUGUGGGUUGGGUUUUUUUUUGUUUAUUUUCUGGCACAGGUGCUAUAGUAUAUGUGUAAAUAUAAAGGGUGUAAAUCCAAUCUUGUGUCUGGAUCAUAUUCAUAGUCCUAUGAAUAGCCAUAUUUAUUUAUUUUUGUUGCUACUGUUGCUAGUGGAAAUGAGUUUGCAUUUCUUCUGUGACUUUGCAUUGUCCAGUUCAACUGGGUCUUGUGCUGCCUAGUGAGUUGGCUUCAAGCAUCUCAGUAGGUCAUCUAGAAAUCCCAAUAUUAUUGUGAAUCUUCACACAAACUUGUUCCCAUAUAAACAGAUUUGUCUUUGAAUUUGUGUGUUUACAUUUUAAAAUAAAGGUUAUUCAGCCAUGAGCCUCUACCCUAAGCAGCAGGAGUUGUGCUCAGUUGAAAAAAAAACAUGCACUUGAAUUUGGUCAACACUGGACAAUGUGAAAAGUAUUCAGCGUUCAUCACUGCAGCUACUGUAUGCUUUAAAAGGGCCUUAUGUAUUUUGCCUGCAUUGGAGUAAAAGGAGAGUUCUUGCCAUUAAUAAGGUACACUAAUGUUCUACAUACUAUACCAGCAGCUCCCCAGAGGGGAAAAAAUAUAUAACAUUUAACAAAUCUUGUUUUUAGUCUUAAGAGCAACUUCAUUCUGUUAUGUGAAAUAUAUGCUGUUAUACAUAUUUUGUGAAUAUAUUUAAUUUUGAUUGACAAAUAGUUGUCUAGGUACAAACUUGAAGAAAAUAUAUAGUUUACUUGUGGAUCUUAAUUGUUUAAUUGCAAAAUAAAGAUGUGCUUUAGUAAUUUAAA
Elgaria multicarinata webbii is the source of this 11443-nucleotide messenger RNA. RefSeq names its product protein tyrosine phosphatase non-receptor type 4 (gene PTPN4). The transcript has 27 exons. Gene Ontology annotation, molecular function: cytoskeletal protein binding; protein tyrosine phosphatase activity. The coding region runs from base 748 to 3540 and encodes 930 amino acids. Gene Ontology annotation, cellular component: cytoskeleton; cytoplasmic side of plasma membrane; cytoplasm. The record is from RefSeq and is a predicted model, not a curated record. NCBI's taxonomy places the organism in Eukaryota, Metazoa, Chordata, Lepidosauria, Squamata, Anguidae. Gene Ontology annotation, biological process: protein dephosphorylation.